Messenger RNA from Etheostoma cragini (Arkansas darter), 2908 nucleotides. RefSeq names its product rho guanine nucleotide exchange factor 10-like protein. Gene Ontology annotation, cellular component: cytosol. The record is from RefSeq and is a predicted model, not a curated record. Lineage: Eukaryota; Metazoa; Chordata; Actinopteri; Perciformes; Percidae. Gene Ontology annotation, biological process: actin cytoskeleton organization; SREBP signaling pathway; positive regulation of stress fiber assembly. Gene Ontology annotation, molecular function: guanyl-nucleotide exchange factor activity. Bases 422 to 2893 code for a protein of 823 amino acids. The transcript is spliced from 20 exons.
GGUGGAGGGGAGAAAAGCAUAGAAUGGACACUGGAGGGGCUGAGUGGGGAAAAGGACCCUUGUAAAAAAGAGAGGGACGGAGAGGGGAGAUAGAGGAAGGAACACAACCAGAGAGGCGAGAGAGACAGAGAGACAGAGAGAGAGAGAGAGGGAGGGAGAGAGGGAAAGAGGGGAGGGAGCAAAGAGGGUUAUCUCUUCUAGAGUUGUUUGUGCAAACGGUGCAGGGGAGAAGUUGUGGGAAAGUAAACAGAAGAGGAGGAUUCCAAUCUGUUUUUCAGCCACUUGCUCUUGCAGGGGACCCCAAAGAUGACUGUGCUGGACCCGGCAGCGUGCUAACAACUCAGAGUUUAUGGGAUUAAAGUGUCACCGGGGUGUGCCUGAAGCUUCUUGGAGGACAUACUGCUGAAGACAAGGAGGGAUUAUGUCUACUGUGAUGGCUCAACAGCAACCUCCAAAAGAGGAUGAAGAGGAGGAAGAUGAGGAGCAAGGGGAAGCGUUUUCGUUUGAGGACAGUGAGGAUGAGGAGAAACUUGAGGAGAACAGUAAAGGGAUCACCACUGAAUCUGCAAAAUCUGUCCAGUUGUCGAAAAAGGAGGAGAGUGAGACCUCCGGCGGUGUGUCACAAACAGGCACAGACUGCACACAACCUGUUACACCUGCGCCUCCUGCUGGACAGGAGGGCAUCCUCCCCGAGGGUGUAGCUUCAAUUUCUCCUGCAGAUGUUCCCGUUACUGAGUCACCCAGCGGGGACUCGGCAGCAGCAGCCGAGCCCAGUACCUCGGCGUCUGGUGUGGGAGAGGAGCUCCGGGGGCUUCCAGUUGUGCCGCCAGCUGUGGGGACGCCGACUGAUUCAGGAGAUCACAGCGAAGCAAUCGGCAAGGAAAGCUCAGACUCCAGGGACACCUCUGAAGCUUUAUGUGCGGCCCAAGCCGAGCCACAGACGGAGGAGCCUUCCGAGGUGAUCUACGAUGACGUUCCAAGCGAGGACCCCCUCUCUCCCGAUGCAGACAUGAUCUAUGAAGAUGUUCAGCGAGACAUCGGUCCUCCGGAUGCCGACCAUGCGUGGAGUUCCAGUGAGUUCGAAAGCUACGACGAACAGUCCGAUAACGAGACCAAACUACCAACACGGAGCAAGCUCGCUCCUGAAGUGUGUCGGCUGAGGGAUCGCUGUGCCAGGACCAAACGUGAACUGGCCAUGAGGCUGUCUGGCAAGCACAACUAUGACAUCAAGGUUCAGCAGCUCAUGAAGGCGGCGCGAAGCGGAACGAAGGACGGGCUCGAAAAGACCAAGAUAGCCGUCAUGCGAAAAGUUUCCUUCCUCCAGAGAAAAGAUCAAUUGGAAGAGGAGGAUGACGCAGGAUACCUGGAUGUAGCUAUGUCCGAAGUGAAGCAUCCCCCCCCACAGCUGAGCCCCAUGCCAGAGGGGCUGACCAACCAUCAGGUUGUCAGGCGCCAUAUCCUCGGCUCCAUCAUUCAGAGCGAGCGGAGCUACUUGGAGUCUCUCAGGAGAAUCUUGCAGGAAUACCAGAGACCAUUGAUGGAAGCUGAUCCACGCAUCUUGAGUCCAAGAAAGAUCCGGCCUAUAUUUUUCCGACUGAGGGAGAUCACCCAGUGCCACUCCAUGUUUCAGAUUGCACUGGCGUCACGUGUGGCCGAGUGGGACAGCAGUGAGAAAAUCGGAGACUUAUUUGUUGCCUCGUUUUCCAAGUCCAUGGUGCUGGAUGUGUACAGUGAUUACGUGAACAACUUCACCAAUGCCAUGGCUCUCAUUAAAAAGGCGUGCAUGUCCAAACCAGCCUUUCUGGAAUUCUUAAAGAAGAAGCAGUCAUCAAGUGUUGACCGGAUCACCCUGUAUGGCCUGAUGGUUAAGCCCAUUCAACGAUUCCCUCAGUUCAUAUUGCUCCUGCAGGACAUGCUUAAGAACACACCAAAGGGCCACGUGGACCGUCUGCCCCUGCAGCUCGCUCUGACAGAGCUGGAGAUGCUGGCCGAGAAGCUGAACGAACAGAAACGAGUCGCCGACCAGAUUGCAGAGACCCAACAACUAGCCCGCAGUGUCAGUGAUCGCCUGCUCAGUAAGCAACUGAACUCGGAGCAGGGGUCACUGGUCCUUUGUGAGACGCUUAUUGAGACUGUGUACGGCGAGCGGGGACAAGUCCUGAAGUCCAAGGAGAGGAAGGUCUUCCUCUUUGAUGAUGUGCUCAUCUGCGCCAACAUAAAUGUCAAGGGGCCUCCGGAUAUCAGCAGCCUGGUCCCUGUCGGCCCCAAGUACACCAUGAAGUGGAGCGCCCCCCUGCAGCAGGUGCAGGUAGUUGAGGUGGGACAGGAGGCGUCUCAAAGCAAAGACACCUUCUUCCAACAGAGCGGGGCCAAGCGGCCAGGUGGUGCCUGCACUUCAGGUAAAGUGAUCCUCGGUCCUCCGCGGCUCUACCAGGAGCUGCAGGAACUGCAACAUGACCUCUCUGUCGUGGAGGAGGUCACCCUCCUAGUGGGCACGCUGCAGGGGAUGUACCAGAACCUGAACACCACUGUGGCACAGGACUGGUGUCUGGCUCUACAGAGGCUUAUCCGCAUCAAAGAAGAACAGAUCCAGAGUGCUAACAAAUGUCGCUUACGCCUGCAGGUGCCCGGCAGGCCAGACAAGUCAGGGCGUCCGGUCAGUUUCAUGGUGGUUCUCAACACGCCCAACCCCCUUAGUAAGAUCUCCUGGGUCAACCGUCUGCACCUGGCCAAGAUCGCACAACGGGGGGAGAAUUCACCAGGCUGGUUGUGUGGAGAGGACGAGGGGAAGACGUUGGCCCCGUUUUGGUGUCCGCUGCUCGCCUGUCACAUGCCUGUCUUUGCUACGAAGUCUCCAGAGAGAAAGGUAAAUCCACUGCAACCCACACACUAAUCCUAUUGCAGAUUA